AUGUCGCGAUGUGCGGCUGGUGUCCGGUGCAUUGUUGCUAUGCGCCAACGAUCACACAUCACGACUAAUUGCAAUUCCGCGCGGCUCCAGUGGGAGCACGCCGUGCUGCCGCGCGACUAUCGCCGCGUGUUGCGACACACGCCCGGCGACGAACCCUCCGCCGCCGCCCAGCAAAUAUUAACAUGGAUUAAUCGCAAUUCACGCCGCGAGCCAACAAUUAUGUUGCGCAACUAUCCGCGUUCGACACAACUUCAAUAUUCACCACGCGUCACUCGCCCCUACUUUAAUUCAGCUAUUUUAAUUGCAUAA
Messenger RNA from Arctia plantaginis, 309 nucleotides. Lineage: Eukaryota; Metazoa; Arthropoda; Insecta; Lepidoptera; Erebidae. The record is from the annotation of a GenBank genome assembly.